Molecule: messenger RNA, 3156 nt
Organism: Nymphalis io (European peacock)
Lineage: Eukaryota; Metazoa; Arthropoda; Insecta; Lepidoptera; Nymphalidae
Exons: 9
Coding region: 108-2363 (751 amino acids)
Biological process (GO): axon guidance
Cellular component (GO): cytoplasm
Molecular function (GO): guanyl-nucleotide exchange factor activity
Source: RefSeq, a predicted model, not a curated record
CAAAGUGAACGCUCGUUGUUUGUGCGCAGUUACGUUGUGCGUUGAUAUGUGUACGUUUUUAUCUUAUUCCUGGUGCUUAUGCGAUCCCUAAGUUCCAGCAAGUUACCAUGUCGACAGAAGACCUCAGGAACCGUUUAGUUGACGAGUCCUCGUCUGGACACGUCUCUGACGACGACGAGGUCGAGUUGAGAAAGGACAAAAAAAGCGUCAAAGAAAUGAUACUUCGUUUUGAAAGAACUGGUAUCUAUAUAGGUGGUUCUAUUGAAUCCCUCGAAAGAUGCAAGGACUCUAUGAUGGGAAGCUUAACAAGUGUUGUCAAUCCUAUAUAUAAUCAUUAUCACCAUCUUUCCCCAGUGUCAAGAUCUCACGAUAGAAACUCAAAUGUGUCAGUGAAUUCAAUUCUAUCAAAUGUUUCGGAAAUAAGUUGUGAAUCAAGUUCUUCGGGAUUUGUGUCAGAUAGGAAAUCAGCGUCUUUAAAACCUCAUAGACCUGCUCCCCCUCCCCCACCACCAGAACCAUUCAACGAUAGCUCUUCUUUAGAUAGUAAAUCACCAGAGGAAACAGCGCCAGAGGAAACUGUGAUGAUUGAGAGGCGAUUUUCGUUUACGACGCCUUCCUCUUCACCGGUUGUAUUAAGACGAUCAAGACAGCCACCCGUUAUUCGCAGGAAAUCUUCAAUAGGAAGUCAAGGACGUAUGGGUGAAACGCAUUGGUCGUAUGGUGUAAAACAAAGUGACUUGGAAAAAUUACUUAGAUUGAAACUAUCAGAGCCCUCAGACAAUGAAGAAGAAACGAAAGUAAAUGUUACCAAUACAAAUGAAAGUAGUAGUAGCGACGAUUCCUCAGAUAGUGAGAAAGCGGAAGCUGGCGAUGAAUACAUAGUUAAUAAUGACGAUGGUCGAACAGAUACCUUGUCAACAGAUCAGUCUACAGAUACUUUAAUAAACGAUUACGAAAGUGAUGAAGGGGACAACUUAUCAGGUGCUUCUGAAGAACAAUGUAAUUUUGACAAUGUUAGCAUUAAAUCCAUAUCAUCUUUGGACAUGGUGCCGUACCAAAAGUAUGAUAGUAUUACAGUGUCCUCAGACGAGUUUGGCUCCGAGGUGUGUCAUGCGCCAGAUACAGAAUUCCUCACUGUUAGUGCUGUAAAUGAGUGGUGUGUUUCAAAGUCCAUGGAACCGGUAUUGAUGCCGGUCGAAUCGAAAAAGGAGAAAUAUCGGAGACGUUUGAUGGAACGGGUAAACGAGUUACUGCAUACAGAAAAUGUAUAUGUGGAACGAUUGAGACACGUCGUAGAAGAUUACAUUCCAGUGCUGAUGAAGGAAGACAUACCACCCACGCUUAAAGGCAUGAAAGCGGACAUAUUUGCCAAUAUAGAACGAAUAUGCCGCUUCCACGGCGAAGAGUUCCUACCGGCAUUAAGAGAUUGCGAAAACGAUCUCAGAAAACUUGGCCAGUGUUUUCGGAGAUUCGAACCAAGAUUUAAUAUGUACGUGAUGUACUCUAGAAAUAAUAAGAGAGCUACUAGACUGGUAUUUGAAAAUAAACAGUUCUUUCAAGAACGACAAUUAGAAUUAGGUGAUAGGUUAGACCUUUCGAGCUAUUUAUUAGAACCAGUGCAAAGGAUACCCAGGUAUAAAUUAUUUUUGGACGAUCUCGUUAAGACUUAUAUGAAUUACGAAAAUGAGAGGUGCGAGUCGGACUCGAGAAUUUCUAAGUUAAGUGUGGACAGUGAUGAAACGGGGGGAAGUAAUGGAGAGUCAUCCGAUGCUGACGAAACGCCUUUGGAAAGUUUAAAGCUAGCGAAAACUAUGAUUGAGUGUGUCUUAACAGCUGUUGAUGGAAUAAUGGCGUUAGAAAACAUAACCGAUUGUCCGCCUCAUCUCAACCUUCUAAACCAGGGUCGCCUAUUGCGUCAAAAUGAGUUCUACGCUAUGGACAACGCUCGUCGGCGCCGGCAGCUGAUGAGGAUAUUCCUCUUUGAUAAGUUGGUCCUCAUUACUGCGGUUUAUCGGAAGCAAUUGACAGUGGAGUUCUUUAUAUAUAAAGAUCAUAUACCUGUUGACGACCUGGGUAUAACCGCAAAGGAGCACGACCAGUACAAAUUUAGCAUCUGGUAUAGAAAGAGAAAUCUGAAGUCAUAUAAAUUGGAGACUAGGGAUUCUUCGAUCAGGAACGUGUGGGUUGAAGAAAUAACAUCGUUGCUGUGGGAGCAGGCGAUGCAAAAGAAAGAAUUACUUUUGCAACAACGUAAAAAAAGAACAUCAAUGGCGUCAAUGGACAGCCAAGAAUCAACCGAAACGGACAGAAAUGAUGACAAAUGUAUAUUAGAUGGUUUCGUUUACGUGAAGUUGCAUCCAUGAGUUGCUUUUUAGAUAAUUCUCUUCGAGGCGUACCUGGUGAGGUUCGUCGGUCAGGAGAUAAGAUAUUUAGGCGGACGACGUGGUAUUGUGAAUGAGGUCAUAAAACCACUAUUUUCGGGAUUAAGCAAUACUUAAACGAAAUCAAAGACAGCAUUAUUUAUUGAAAAAAAUAUUACAAAUUAAAUUAGAUCCUUAAUGCUUUAUUGAAACUAUAAUUAAACUCGAUAUGUAUAUAUAAACUUAAUCGAAUUUAAUCUGAUAUAAUCGAGUUUUUAACUAAUUAUAAAGUUCUUUUACAUUUAUUAAGCCAUGCGGCUUCGUUACUACCAAAUAUAUUAAGAUAAAGAUGUUUUUCUCACUUGUAGACGGCAAAGUAAGAAGGAUGUUAGAUGUCAUAAUUUUCCAAGAAUACUUGUUUAUUAGUUGCGCCGUAAGAGAAGCUGGCAGUUAAUGUGAUACGGGAGUAAAAUAGCCUUUUAAAAUCGACGUAAACAUAAUUCCAAAGAAAAUAAAUCAGAAUUAAAAAUAUUAGAAAUCUUAAUUAACAUAUUCUAAUUAAAACUUAAUUUAAAACUAAUAACUAAAGUAUCGCAAUAGAAACUAUACGAUAUUUUGAGGAAUGUGAUAAAAUAUGAAAUAGGUAUUCCAUUGUAUGUUACUAAAGUAAUUUCAGUCAUUAUUUUACGGAUUAUAUUGUUAUUAUGUUAUUGUUGAAGUUUUGUAAAUAAUUAUUAAUAAUUGUGAACUUACUUAUUAUAUACUAUCUAUGAUAAAUAUACAUUCUAUUCUUAGU